Messenger RNA from Drosophila willistoni, 1486 nucleotides. Its product is annotated as chondroitin proteoglycan 2. Gene Ontology annotation, molecular function: chitin binding. The record is from RefSeq and is a predicted model, not a curated record. The transcript is spliced from 2 exons. Bases 14 to 1486 code for a protein of 490 amino acids. Gene Ontology annotation, cellular component: extracellular region. NCBI's taxonomy places the organism in Eukaryota, Metazoa, Arthropoda, Insecta, Diptera, Drosophilidae.
UGGCCUACUCACAAUGCGGAAAGAGAGUUCCUGGUUCUGCCAGCUAUUAUUGGUACUUGGCCUUCAAUUGGCUCUGGGUGAGCUUGUAGAUAUUUGCUCACAGGAAGCGGACGGUUCGCGUUUACCUUUGUCCAGCCAUUGUGGACGAUUUGUUGUAUGCCAAGACCGGGAGGUGGCCUCCAUUGGCAGUUGUCCUCGCGGCCUGCAUUUCAAUCGUGUGCUCGGUGAAUGUGAUUUUCAAUGGCGUGCCAAUUGUUUAGGCCUGUCGGCCUUUGCUACUACCGAUGAUAAAUGCACCUGCAGUUGUUGUGUCGAUGAAUGCAAUGAUUUGGAUUUGGAUGUGGAUGACGAUGACAAUGACAAUGACAAUGGCAAUGACAAAGACGAUGUAGAAACAACAACACCCUGUGCUCCCGACGAUAAGGACGAUACAACUGUGCCAAUUGCAACCGAUGAUCCCGAGAUAACAACUACACCUAGAACUACAACUACUGAUAAUUCGAUCAGCUCAAGUACUACUCCAGCUGGUAAGGUUCCAGCGUAUUGCUCAGAUAGUCGUGCAGAUUGUGCCAACAAGACAGAUGGCGACAUGUUGCCCAUUGAUGGGGAAUGUGGCAAGUUUAUCCAAUGCGCCCACGGCUGUGUCCAGGAGUUCUCCUGUCCCGGUAGCCUGUUCUUCGAUCCCACAUAUAAUUUAUGCAAUCAUGCCUAUAUGGUUGACUGUACCCCGCUCGAGGCCAGUGGCGAUGAAGCCGAUGAUGAUGUCAUAGUCGGACCUUCGGGCACCACAUGCAGCAAUCAGAGCGUUUGCGCCAAACAGCCUGAUGGCAAAAUGUUUGCCAAUCCGGAUACAAAUGGCUAUUUGGUAUGCCAGUGUCAGUGCCCCAUCGCCAUGCCGUGCGACGAGUACACCAAAUUCAAUGAAACAGCCCAAGUAUGCGAUUGGGAUUGGGAUAGUGUGAGUGAUGUGAAUGCCACCAGUGAUAUCAUUUGUCCCGGUGAUUUGGUAUACAAUGCCACAUCAGAUGAAUGCGAUUAUCCCGAUGGCUAUGUGCCAGUCGUCGUAUGCAAUAGCACAAGCACCGUAUGCCAGAAUCAAGAGGAGGGAACACUCUUUCCCGUAAAUGGUACAUGCAAUAAGUUCUACAAGUGCAAUUUUAAUUGCGCUGUCGAGCAGGAUUGCCCCAAUAAUCUGAUAUAUGAUUCCGAAUCGCAAAUAUGCGAUUAUCCACAGAAUGUGGAUUGCGAAUGGGAUUAUGUGCCACCGUCGGGAGAAACUGCCGGACCAUCGGGCAUUGCCUGUGAGAGUAACGGUCGCUGUUUGGGAAAACGCGAAGGAACCUACUUGCCGUCAGUUACCAGUUGCAAUAAAUAUGUAGUCUGCCAAUGUGAAUGCGAGGUGGAAAUGCCCUGUGACGAUAAUCUCUACUGGGAUCAAGACCUCAUGACCUGCAACUAUCCGGAGAAAGUGGUGUGCACACUCUGA